Neoarius graeffei (lesser salmon catfish) is the source of this 2992-nucleotide messenger RNA. Its product is annotated as transmembrane protein 250. The record is from RefSeq and is a predicted model, not a curated record. The transcript has 2 exons. Lineage: Eukaryota; Metazoa; Chordata; Actinopteri; Siluriformes; Ariidae. Bases 575 to 994 code for a protein of 139 amino acids.
GAAUGCUAACAUAGCUAGCUAGCUUGCUCGUUUUCCUACAGAUCCCGCCUCCUGCACUGCGAUUGGUUGAGCUUGUGUUAGCUUGCUCGUUUUCCUACAGAUCCCGCCUCCUGCACUGCGAUUGGUUGAGCUUGUGUGGCGUCUUAGAUUGUAAUUGGCUAACGGUGUCUUUCCUCAUGUGCUCGGAUUCGCUGAUUGGACGGAGAUCUCCUAGCUACUGGUCUGUGGCGACAGAGUCGAAUAUGUUAGCAUGACGACUAGCACAAAGAACUCGCCGGUGUAUUUUUGAUUUAUCGUCAAAAAUAAAUGUUUUUCUAAAUAAUUUAAUGCAGUAAAGUUGACACAUUUAACAAGUAACAAAAAUAUUUUUGCGAAUUCUGCUGUGAAGUGCAAACGGAAAUGGAAGCGAGCCGAGAAGUCACGCAUCAGACAUGAGAGCGACAGAUACUCUUCCUGUAACCGAAAGCAAACCUUCAAACCUCACGUCACAUCCUGUAACACUGCCAUGUCGUCGACCCAUGAGGCGUCGAUCGAGUCCUGAUCUCACUCUGCGAGGGGCUUUUCCGGCCCACUCAUGCCCGUGAUCCCCAUCCCGAGGCGGGCGCGCUCCUUCCACGGCCCCCACAGCACGUGCAUGCACUCCGCCUGCGUCCCGGCGCGCACCUCCCAGCUGCUGCGCACCAACUACAGCAACUUCGACCUGUACCUGAAGUCGCGUUGGACCUACGGCUUCGUGCGAUUUCUCCUGUACUUCGGCUGCAGCCUGUUCACGUCGCUCCUGUGGAUGGCGCUCGCAACGCUGCUGUGCCUUGAGUAUGUGUGCGUGCGCAUCGUCCUGCGCCUCCAGUACAAACUCUCGGUCAUCCUGCUGCUCCUGGGACAUCGCAGGCUGGACUUCGGCAUCCUCAACGAGAUCUUCAUCUACAGCAUGCACAUCACCAUGUUCCUGGUGGGAGGACUCGGGUGGUGCUUCAUGGUCUUUGUGGAUAUGUAGUCUGUAGAUGGAUUGGGAAAAAAAUGUGAAAAGUAGCAUUUAUGUGACGUCCAUCGCACGCCGAAUGUAGUCGAUCAGCCAAGAUGUGUUUGAGAUCCGAAGUUCACGGCUUUAGUUUUGAUCUAUAGCUCUGAGGCUCAUGCAGGAAACUCAGUGUAUACAAAUCUUCAAAAUUUGCUUCAGAUCAUCUCAUCUCAUUAUCUCUAGCCGCUUUAUCCUUCUACAGGGUCGCAGGCAAGCUGGAGCCUAUCCCAGCUGACUACGGGCGAAAGGCGGGGUACACCCUGGACAAGUCGCCAGGUCAUCACAGGGCUGCACAUAGACACAGACAACCAUUCACACUCACAUUCACACCUACACUCAAUUUAGAGUCACCAGUUAACCUAACCUGCAUGUCUUUGGACUGUGGGGGAAACCGGAGCACCCAGAGGAAACCCACGCGGACACGGGGAGAACAUGCAAACUCCACACAGAAAGGCCCUCGCCGGCCCCGGGGCUCGAACCCAGGACCUUCUUGCUGUGAGGCGACAGCGCUAACCACUACACCACCGUGCCGCCCUGCUUCAGAUCAUAUUCCGUAUAAACUGUGGGUGUGACUCGCACUCUUUCAGAUUAUAUUACGAUACGGAAAUCAAGCAAUAAUUCAAAACUCUUCAAUUCGAUUCACUACUGAUUCGAUUCACUUUAGCACUGAUUCACACCUGAUUCAGAUUUAAUUCCAGUUUGAUUCAGUUGAGUUAAAUUUGCAUUUUCCAUCACAGGAAAGUCUCUUUCUCACACGCAUGCAACGAUUUUCAAAAGCUGUGUAGCCGUUUUACUUUUUAGUUUGCAUCUUCAUUCGUAACAUCGCCACCGUUUCUUAGACUGUUGCACAGAUUUUUUUUUUCCGAUUCGAAUAAUUUUUUCUUGAAAGUGUUCACACUUUAUUUUUUUAAUGUUUUACCCACAUUCCUUCCAGGUUUUUGAUUCUUUUUCACCUUCAAGGGGCGGCGCUAAGAGGCAUAUCGUUCUCAAGGAAAGAUUAUUUACAAGAUGGCCGCCUUAAUAACAUUCAGCGUUCAGCUACACAAUGAAGUUUGUUUUGUGUUUAAAGAUGACAGGAAGUCAGUGUGUGUGUACGCGCGCAUCACUGAAAUAGACUUCCAUUGUUCCCUGAGUUCUCCACAUUCGCCUUGUGGCUCCACUGAAGAGAUGAACCUCACACACAUCUUGGCUGAUCAAAUACUUUUGACAUAAAAUGGAAGAUCGUGUCAAUUUUUUUUACUAAUUUAUUCCUUUAAAUACGUUAAACACAACAUUAACUCGUACUAAUGUGCCAGCUGUUUACUGCAUGACCAACUCCGGACUUUUUCACACUUUUCUGACUGAAUUUGUGGGGGAAAAAAUCGCCAACUCUUUCGCAUUCCAGACGUCAUUUCAGCGAGCUCUGUUGUUGAAGUCGUGUUAAAGGUGCCGUCAGUCGGUGUGAUUUCAUGGUUAAACUCAAAGCAGAAACUGUAGCUUUAAAGGAGAAGUUCAGAAAGUUCGGGGAAAUCAAAUCAAGGAUGAAAAAGCGAAAAAUAAACGACAGUUGUGUCGCAUAAAAUCGUUCUUUGGUACACUGCAAAAAAUGAAAUCUUGUUAUUAUGAUAAUAAUAAUAAUAAUAAUAAUAAUAAUGGUUUAAUAUCAGAGUUUCCACAAAUAUGGCUCUUCACCUGAUAUAAAAGCUAAAUAUACAUACUCUACUAAUGUUAAAAAUCCUAAAUACUAAUUGUUAAACUCAUCUCAUUCUCAUCUCAUUAUCUCUAGCCGCUUUAUCCUGUUCUACAGGGUCGCAGGCGAGCUGGAGCCUAUCUUAUAAUACUAAAUAUAAAAGAGAGCCUUCCUAGCCUGAGAUACCAAACAGAAAAACCCACUUACGGUAUAACACUAAAUAUUAGAGAUAUAUGAAAAAUAAGUCAAAUUUGACAUUUAAAGAGAAAAUAUCUUUAACAUGGGUGAAUUUAUCAAAUAUUUAU